This is a messenger RNA of Thalassophryne amazonica, 6583 nucleotides long. RefSeq names its product axin-1-like. The record is from RefSeq and is a predicted model, not a curated record. Bases 760 to 3414 code for a protein of 884 amino acids. Gene Ontology annotation, biological process: negative regulation of canonical Wnt signaling pathway. The transcript has 15 exons. NCBI's taxonomy places the organism in Eukaryota, Metazoa, Chordata, Actinopteri, Batrachoidiformes, Batrachoididae.
GUGUGCAUGUGGGUGUCUAGUUGAAUACUGGUCUAAUAAACCAUCCAUCUGCAGGGAGAGAAGAACAGUGCACGGAAGAAGGGGUGGGGGGUACAGCACUCUUUAUGCUCCAUAUUUACACCUCUUUGAAAUGCACAGACGGACAGAUACUCAGUCCUGCCCAGAGGUUCUUUGAUGCUCGUCGAUACUGCUGCGUGAUGAUGUCAUACGACAGAGAGCUAGGGAGGGAGGCAUCAUCAAAGGAAACGGGGAGGGAUGAAUGAAGACGCAGGAGAGCAUAUCCAAGACAACAACGGGACAAAGAUGGCGACAGCUUCUAAUAUGGGACGUCCACUAGCAUCCAGACCGCCGACUCAUCGGGAGGAACCCGGGUGGUGCAGCAUCUGUAUUUAUCUGCUUUUUUCUUCCAGGAUGGCCACCAUCCUCUCAUACCAGAACCGCCAAGCCAACCAUCAUCGCCAGGCUAGCACGGAUGAGAAUGAAGUGGAAAACGUGUCCAGUCAGAUGGACAGGUGGACAAAGACAUGGACAAACAUGUGGAUCUCACCUGAGCCACCGGACCCUGUCCUCUGUAUGUGACGGCAAGUUUCAUCCCCCUGACUGACAGCUCUGUGCACUGACAGGAUGCUCAGGUGGAGGCGGCACAUUUUCUCUCACACGGACUCUUUAAUUUGAACACCUGUUCCGAGGGAGAAUUGCUUGUCAUCAGAGCCAUUGCUAAAGGGGAAUAUCUGACCUCUGCUUUGGGCCAUCAGAGACAUGAGUGUAGCCAGAGAAUUACAUGGGAUUGGGUACCGGGGUGGGGGUGGUAUUGUUGCCUCCCUCAGCGGCCCCACGCACUUUACAGAGGAUGCGCCGCGACCCCCAGUUCCUGGUGAAGAGGGAUCUGAUGUGGAUCCCCCAGCCAACACCCGUCCAAGCACCCUUUCCCAGCCCCUAUGCUAUCCCCAGUCAUCCUCAACAUCGAAAGUGGUGGAUCCAUCAAGUUACACACCCUCAUCAUCGUCUGCAACCCCACGUCGCCCUGAUCUGGAUUUAGGAUAUGAACCUGAGGGCUCAGCUUCACCGACACCACCUUAUCUAAAGUGGGCGGAGUCACUUCACUCACUCCUGGAUGACCAGGAAGGUAUCCACCUGUUCCGGAAUUUCCUCCACCAGGAAGGCUGUGCUGACCUCCUCGACUUCUGGUUUGCCUGUUCGGGGUUUAGGAAGAGCAGCCAAGAGAAGAGGGCGAAGCUGGCCAAGGCCAUUUAUAGGAAGUACAUUGUGGAUGGAAGUGGGAUAGUGUCCAAGCAAAUCAAACCAGCCACCAAGAGCUUCAUUAGAGACUGUGUUGGAAGGCCACAUCCAGACCCUGCCAUGUUUGAACAGGCCCAGACAGAGAUUCAGACCACCAUGGAGGAGAACACCUACCCUUUAUUCCUGAAGUCAGAUCUAUACCUGGAGUACACACAGACAGGAGGAGAGAGUCCCAAGCCUAACCCCAGCGAUCAGAGCCCUUCAUCGUGUCCAGCCAAGUCUGUGCCUGGUUUAUUGCCCACUCUUGCGGAGGAUGAAGAGUGGAGGUGUGGUGGAGGAGGAGGAACGAGGGAAGUGGAAGAGAAAAUUGAGGAGGAGUGUGGAGACACGGCAGCUGGUCGGCUGACUCACAGCCUGCUGAUGCAGACGGCGCAGCAGAGAGCCUCAGCCGGCAGGAGGAGGCAGGACAGCAGGGAGUACAGACCCUGGAGAGAACCAGUAAACCCUUACUAUGCGAACAUGGGCUAUGCUCGAGCUCCAGCAACAAGUGCCAAUGACAGUGAACAGCAAAGCAUGUCGAGCGACGCAGAUACACUAUCAUUGACCGACAGCAGUGUAGAUGGUAUUCCUCCGUACAGAUAUUGGAAGCAGCAUCGUAAAGAGAUGCAUGAAAGUGCCAAAGCCAAUGGACGUGUGCCCCUACCUCAUAUACCUCGCACGUACCGCUUGCCAAAGGACAUACAUGUAGAGCCCGAGAGGUUUGCUGCUGAGCUCAUCAGCAGGCUGGAGACUGUUCUCAAGGACAGAGAGGCUCAGGAGAGACUAGAAGAGAGGCUGAAAAGAGUACGACUGGAAGAAGAGGGGGAUGAUGCUGACAUCUCCAUGACAACCUCAAUGUCUUCUCAUAGCAUACCACUCCCCCUCCCCUCGUCUUUCCCACCUCUCUACGGUGCCCGAUAUUCAGAGACCACUGCUAACACCGCAACAGCCGCAGCAUAUGGCCUGGUUGCCAUCGAGGAUUCUCUUGAUGAUGACCCGGAGUCUAUUUUGGAUGAACAUGUACAGCGUGUAAUGAAAACACCAGGCUGCCAGUCGCCAGGGGCAGCAAACAGCACCUUAGGAGGAGGGGGUCGUCACACUCCCCCGAAGACCUCACGCUCACCUGAUGGGGGGAUUGGCCCGCCUCAUUACCCUCCACACCGAGGCGGAGGUCACAAUCUACCUGCUGCUGGGGUCAAAGGUUCACAUCACCACAAGCAAUCAUAUCACCACAGAGGAAGAGACGAUCAAGACGAGGUAAGCUCCAGAGUGCCAGCCAACUUCCUGUGGAACGGUGACCCAGCUAGCCAGUACCCGGCGAGAAGUCGUAACUAUGCUGACGGAGCUGGAGCCAGCACACUGGAGGGGAUGGGCUACAGUAGUAAAGGAAGCACAUUAUUACGACGAGGCUGUAAGAAAACGGAAACGUCAGGCAAAGGUGAUGAAAGUGGGCAUGGUGUGGACACCCAAGUUUCUCUGGACAGUCUGGAAAGAAACCAGAAAAUUCUGCAGUGGAUGAUGGAAGGAGACGCCAUCAGACAUAAAAAGAGCUCACACGGAGGAAGCACCAGUGGCUCCAGAAGAACCGGAACCAGCAGCGAGUCACCACGUCCAACCUCAGUGGAGCGACCUGGAGCUGUGCACCCCUGGGUGUCAGCUCAGCUACGCAACAACCCCUCUUCAAUUUCUCCCGCCAUGCCCUGCUCGUCGUCCGCGCAGGUUCAACCAUCUCACCCUUUUAUCCAAGACCCAGCUAUGCCCCCCAACCCAGCUCCCAACCCCCUCACUCAGCUGGAGGAGGCUAGGAGAAGGCUGGAAGAAGAAAGGAGGAGGACCGUACUGCAGCAGGCCAAGCAGAGGCACAAGUCUGGUAAGCGGCAGCUGUGUGACAACAUGACUGUCGCAUACUACUUUUGUGGUGAGCCGAUUCCCUACCGGACAUCAGUCAAAGGUCGAGUUGUGACUUUGGGCCAGUUCAAGGAGCUUCUUACCAAAAAGGGCCACUACAGGUUCUAUUUUAAGAAAGUGAGCGACGAGUUUGACUGCGGUGUUGUGUUCGAGGAGGUUCGCGACGAUGACGCCAUCUUGCCCAUCUUUGAGGAGAAGAUCAUUGGGAAAGUAGAGAAGGUUGACUGAAACUGUUAGAAAUAUAUUAAGAGGAGAUUGAUAGAGGAAAAAUCAGACUGAUUUUGGGGAAGGGGGGGGGGCAGCCCUGACUAGGUGAAUUAAUGAAAGAAAGAUGGCGGGAGUGAUGUUUGGCAGAUCACAGCUAACGUUUGAUGUACGGUUUUCUCUGGUAAGCAGGAUGUUAUUUUUCUUAUGAAAUGAGUCGAAGCCUGGACCUAAACAUACAAAUCUUGGCCAGAAGGACAUGGAGCAGAAAAAAAGAACAUAGACGUGCCUCGUCUGAGGGGGCGCUGUUAAAAUCUGAUUUAUGACCAGUCUUCCGCUGCUCGGGACGGACAGGAUGUGAGAGGAUACGUCGUCUUCCACUUGUGCUCUGGAGGCGUGUCCUCCGCAGACCAUUACAAUGCUGCUACAUUACCACAGAAACGAUCAUUGCUCAUUCGGUGCUUGGGUCAGUGAAGAAGCACUCUGUUCCACGCUGGAGUCUCGCUGCCUUCUACUGUCUCUGUUCCUCAUCAGCUGGUGACAAGGAGAGAGUAUUUUUGGAAUGGAACCGGAGCCCGCUUUUCCUCUCCGUGUCGUGAUUUCAAAGCGGAACCUCGUUCACCCUUGAUUCCUGGAUCUCAUGCCGUGAAUUAUCACAUCAUUCUGUUCACUGAAAACAGUGCUCCACAUACCUUGUUUACCAAAGCUACAUAUUUUUGAUAAGACAAGUAUCUUAAUUACUUGUUAUCAUUUUAUUUGUGUAUAUACAAGGCAGGUACUAUUACAUAUUAAUGCAGCCUUAUUUUGUCAUAUCUCAACUUAAUGUUAUACUAUUGUGUAUGUUUUGAAAUUAGUUUAUUAGCCGUUUCAGGGCAGUAAUUUUGUUUUUAACUUCACAAGAUCCCUGUAUUCAAAUUUUGUACGGUUUACUUACAACUUGGUAGCUGUGUUUUGCCAUACAGUGAUUGUACAUGUAGAUUUUUAUUUUUUAAACCCAUUUAGCAAAUCAUUCUACUUUUCCAUGAAGAAGAUAAGUGCACACUACAGAUGUGCCGUCUUUGGUUGCAGCAUCUUAGUGGUCACAGACUGUGUGCUGUAUCUUUCUGCUAUACCGAGACCACAUGCACAAAACCCAUUGCUCAUGUCUACGUGCCACUAUGGAUUAUUUUGAGUGUGGAAAAACUGUUGUGCAUGUGUCUGAGUCUGAACACAGCCAAAGAGCACAUCACCCAUCCUCUUUGCUUACAUGUAUGCAUUUCGAAUAUAUCCCCCCCCCUUAUUUUAAGUCUCAACUUCAACGUAUUGCAGUACAUAUCCAGUCAAAUUAGCAAGUCUAUUAAAUACUACGCCAGUGUAUUGGAGUCAUUGUAGGUGUUCAGAAAAAGUGUGUGUAUGGGGAGGGAGGGGAGUGAUAUAUAAUUUAAAUUUGUAAAUUUAUUAGGAAAAACUCCUGUUCUAAUUAUAAAUCAGAAAUUUACGAGAAAAAAAAUUAGUCAGGGGGGAACUUGAAUAUACUGAAAUCCUAAUCAUACAUGUGUGAGCAAAAAGUCAAAUUUAUGAAGAAAAAAGUUAUUCAGGUCAGUCAUAAAUUUGAGGAAAAAAAAAACUAUUCUCUGAGAUCAACUUUGCAAGAAAAUAUCUGAAACCAUGGAACCACAAUUUGCCACUUUACAGUGGUUUAUGCAUUGCACACCAAACAGUGCAACAGCUUGAACGUGGCUGCAUAUUAUCUCAUGAUCUUAAUGUGAAUAGUGAGAUGGGGUGAGAGGAAGGGUACGAGGGGAAAGCUUUCUUAUUUUUGUCUUUAAUGGAAAUGCAAAGUUUUGCUAGAGAAAGAAAGAAAAUUUCAUCCCUUUCAUCUAUCACAAAAUCCCUCCCUCAAAUACAUAAUUUUUUUAAUUCAAAUUUGACUUUAUUAACUUGGGAUAUCCUUUUCCCCCUCCCCCCUCUAAGAAAAAAAUUACCACCGCACGCACCCCAAGCAGUUUAUUUUUUCAUUUAUUAUUAUUUUAUUUAAACCUACAUUGACCCUUUUCACCAUCAUAAAACACAUCAUGCGGUAUAGCGUCACAGUGAGAUUCAGUACUUUCUAAAAUAGUUACGGCAGCCUAAACUGUUUUUCACCCGAGGAGUGAAGCUGUUCCUCUGCUGCAGUGAUCCAGUGGCCACGCCCACAAUACUGCACUUAGGAACUGUGUAAGAUGCUGAUUAUAAAAAGGGAGCAUUGAGGUCAAGCUUUAUGAAGCUGAUAGGAUCCUCAUGUAGAGUGCAGAUCAGCUUGGGGCAUCAGUAACUUUCCAGGUGUUUAACCAUGAUUACAACAAUCUCCAACCAAAAUACAGAAAUCCUUGUCAAGGUGGUUCAGAGAUGAUCUCGGCACUGUGCAGACUGCAUGCUGAAGACACACCAGCUCUGUAAGCUGAAUGUAACUUGCCUUUAAAAAAAAAAUCUUCCUCUGCUAUAUCCUCAGAUGAAUCCUUGGUUACAUCAUCUACAUCUGUCGACAGUAUUGAUCUCAAAGUGUUAUGUUUUUUUGUUUGUUUUAUCAGUGCUGUUUAUGUGUGAGGUGCUGCUAAUGCAGUCGUCAAAAUAAUUGUCUUGGUGCAGCCUAGUAAGGGAAACAGGAUUGGAAAACCUCUGACCCCUUAUGCCUUGGAAAUGAAAAAUUACGUAUUUGUUUAAUAUAAAAAAAAUUAAUAAUCAAGCAUGUGCUGUAUAAGGAAUGUUUUCCAGAUGAGUUGAAUGAUCUAUUUUGUUUUAAUGUUUAUAAAACUAUGGCCCUCUGAUGUAUUUUAUGUGUUAAAGAAUGACCAGGGACAACUGAAUGAUCAGAGCUGAUUUUUUUUUUUUUUUUUUUUGAGAAUUUUUUUUAUCGGAUUAAAAAAAACUUUGUGUGAAACAGUGCCUUUAUCAUGUAUCUUACUAAAUAUGUUUAUGAAUCCAAUCCAUGCUUUUUCAUGUUUCUGUUUUCACUCAGUCCCAUUUGAAUUUUUUUUAAGCUCCAAACAUGUUUUCUCAUUUCUGUUCUGAUAAAUCCUCUGCUGUAAAUAUGUACAUUAUAAUUUCGUACAUAUCUUCAGACCUGCACCACACGUCGAUGGCAUUUGUUUUACAAAUGCUAAGAUGUCACCGUGCUGGUUCCACUUGUACAUUUUUUUAAAAGGUACUUCAUAAUAAAGAUGUUGAAUAAACC